AUGGACCCUAAGGAGAAAGUUACCUUAGAAGCACUACAAGGAAUGUUACAGAAGAUGAUGUUACAACAAGAGGACAUGAGGAGUGAAAACCGUAAUGUCCAAGAAAGGUUGGAAAGGUUGGAACAAGGUACCCCUAGCCGUGGCAAGAUAAGAGACACAAAACGUAGCCUCUUUGAUGAUUUAGAAGGGGAGAUUGAAGAAGAAGGAUCUACACGUUCCAACAAAGGCAAAUCAAAAGAUGGGAAUUUAGGUUCAAUCAAAAUGAAGAUUCCAGCUUUCCAUGGUAAAAAUGAUCCAAAGGCAUAUCUAGAGUGGGAGAAGAAGGUAGAGCGUGUAUUUGAGUGCCAUAACUACACCGAAGAGAAGAAGGUGAAAUUGGCAGCCGUUGAAUUCACCGACUAUGCUAGUGUAUGGUGGGAUCAAUUUACCUCGACUAGGCGCAGAAGCGGAGAAGGUCCUAUUUCUUCAUGGUUUGAGAUGAAAACAAUCAUGAGGAAGAGAUUUGUACCACAACACUACUAUAGGGAGCUGUACAAUCGAUUACAAAGGUUGAAUCAAGGAUCCAAUAGUGUUGAAGAAUAUCACCAAGAGAUGGAGAUGGCCAUGAUUCGAGCCAACAUUGAGGAGGAUAGGGAAGCUACUAUGGCACGUUUUCUUUCAGGUUUGAACCGUGAUAUUGCUAACCUUGUUGAGUUGCAUCAUUAUGUAGAUUUUGAGGAUAUGGUACACAUGGCAACCAAGAUUGAAAAACAACUAAGAUCAAAAACCAAGGCUAUUUCGACCCCAACAUCAUGGAAGCCGAAUUGGAAAGGGAACAAGGGAGGUGAUGCAAAUACAAAUAAGGGCAGAUCUGAUCAAAGCAAAAAUAAAGAGCUCACUACACCAAAAAUGCAACCAAAGGAUGACAAAUCCAAGGGUAAAUCACGUGAUAUACAAUGCUUUAGGUGCUUGGGAUACGGACAUAGAGCUGCACAAUGUCCAAAUGCAAAGGUGAUGACCUUACGCAAUGGGGAGGUGGUGAGUGAAGAUGGGAGCGAGGAUGAUGAUGACUUGAGUGAUAUACCACCAUUGGAGGAUGUUUCAGAAGAAGAGGGUGAUGAACCAGCCCCUAAAGGACCAAUUUUCAUGUUGGUUGCAAGGCGUGCUCUAAACAUGCAAGCUAAGGAGGAUGAGGUUUUAUGUGAUGUAGUACCUAUGCAUGCUAGUCACAUAUUAUUGGGACGCCCUUGGCAAUAUGAUAGGCGUGUUAUACAUGAUGAUCGAUAUUCAUUCAACAUGAAUGGUAGACAUGUCAACUUGUUACCUAUGACGCCUAAAGAAGUAUACGAAGAUCAAAAAACUUCGAGUGAAUGUGAGAGUGCACAUGGAAAAGAAAAGAUGCACAAGCAAAAGGAGAGCUGUGAGAAAAGCCAAGAGAGGUGUGCAAAUAGAGAGGAAAAAGGAGAGCAAGUAGAGAGGAUGCGCAGUGAGAAAAAAAUUCAUGAGAGUGCGCAUGCAAAAGGAGAGAAUAGUAUGCAAAGAGUGGCAAAAAAAGAGGAAUUUGAAGAUUUGUUUCCUGAAUCCAUGCCUGAUGGUUUGCCGCCAUUGAGGGGGAUAGAACAUCAAAUUGACUUCAUUCCUGGAGCACAAAUUCCAAAUCGCCUAGCUUAUAGGAGCAAUCCCGAAGAAACAAAGGAGUUACAACGUCAAGUGGAUGAGUUGUUGUCAAAAGGGUUGAUUAAAGAAAGCAUGAGCCCAUGUGCCGUUCCUGUUCUAUUGGUGCCAAAAAAGGAUGGAUCAUGGCGUUAUGUUGUUAGCGAGCAUGGUAUUGAGGUUGAUAAUGAAAAGGUUAAGGCUAUUGAAUCUUGGCCUACACCUAAAAACGUUGGGGAUGUUCGAAGUUUCCAUGGCUUAGCUAGUUUCUAUAGGCGUUUUGUGCAUGAUUUCUCUAGCAUAGCCGCCCCUUUGACAGAAGUUAUUAAAAGGAAUGUUGGUUUUAAGUGGGGUGAUGAACAAGAUAGUGCGUUUAAUAUGCUUAAAUCUAAGUUAAUUUCUGCUCCUAUUCUUGCUUUGCCUAACUUUGAUAAAACUUUUGAGAUUGAAUGUGAUGCUUCGGGAGUGGGAAUUGGUGUUGUUCUUUUGCAAGAGGGCAAGCCAAUUGCAUACUUUAGUGAAAAAUUGAAUGGCGCAGCAUUGAACUACUCAACAUAUGACAAGGAAAUGUAUGCAUUAGUGAGGGCAUUAGAGACGUGGCAACACUACCUUGUGCCUAAAGAGUUCGUCAUCCAUACCGACCAUGAAAGUUUGAAGUAUUUGAAAGAUUUAUCUCCUUUACCUUUGGAAGAGCGUGUUAAUUUUGAUGGUGCUAAGAAGGUAGAAUUUGUGCGCAAUUUCCAUGAGAAAGUGAGGCAAAACAUAGAUAAAAGGAACCAACAAGUGGCGAACCAAAGGAAUCAAGGGCGUAAGAAGUUGGUUUUUGAGCCUGGCGAUUGGGUGGAGAUUCGAGGUCGAAUCCUUUUGAGGAAGGGGGGAGUGAUGCGAAUGAUCAAGGGAUAA
This is a messenger RNA of Mangifera indica (mango), 2535 nucleotides long. RefSeq lists its product as uncharacterized. The coding region runs from base 1 to 2535 and encodes 844 amino acids. NCBI's taxonomy places the organism in Eukaryota, Viridiplantae, Streptophyta, Magnoliopsida, Sapindales, Anacardiaceae. Gene Ontology annotation, molecular function: zinc ion binding; nucleic acid binding. The transcript has 6 exons. The record is from RefSeq and is a predicted model, not a curated record.